Rhinolophus ferrumequinum (greater horseshoe bat) is the source of this 6853-nucleotide messenger RNA. It is a transcript of the gene KLHL24, whose product is annotated as kelch like family member 24. The record is from RefSeq and is a predicted model, not a curated record. Gene Ontology annotation, molecular function: protein binding. The transcript is spliced from 8 exons. The coding region runs from base 271 to 2073 and encodes 600 amino acids. NCBI's taxonomy places the organism in Eukaryota, Metazoa, Chordata, Mammalia, Chiroptera, Rhinolophidae.
GUUGGCCGGAGGAGACGCUGGCGCUGGAGGGAUCGCUGCGCCGCUGACCGCUAAGGAAUCGCAGGGGCAUCUGCUGCUGGCCACUGCUACUGGCGUUUCCAGCCUUCGCCGAGAGGUACCCGGGGAUGACAGCUCCAGGACCGGCCGAAAGGUGUGGAAAUUAACACAAAUAUUUUGACUGAGGCUUUGAUCAAGCAAAUGCUAAAAAGCCACAUAAAGAAGAUCCCUAGUGGUCAUUUCUCAGCAAUUAUAUAGUCAACUGAUGUAACAAUGGUCUUAAUACUGGGACGAAGACUAAACAGAGAGGAUCUCGGGGUGCGUGAUUCCCCAGCAAUUAAGCGUAAAGUUUUUGAGAUGGACCCAAAAUCUCUGACAGGCCACGAGUUUUUUGACUUCUCCUCAGGAUCGUCCCAUGCUGAAAACAUACUCCAGAUAUUUAAUGAAUUCCGAGAUAGCCGCUUGUUCACAGAUGUUAUCAUUUGUGUGGAAGGAAAAGAAUUUCCUUGCCAUAGAGCUGUUCUCUCAGCUUGUAGUAGCUACUUCAGAGCUAUGUUUUGUAAUGACCACAGGGAAAGCCGAGAAAUGUUGGUUGAAAUCAACGGUAUUUUAGCUGAAGCUAUGGAAUGUUUCCUGCAGUAUGUUUAUACUGGAAAGGUGAAGAUCACUACAGAGAACGUACAAUAUCUCUUUGAAACCUCAAGCCUCUUUCAGAUCAGUGUUCUCCGUGAUGCGUGUGCCAAGUUCUUGGAGGAGCAACUUGAUCCUUGUAAUUGCUUAGGAAUCCAGCGCUUUGCUGAUACCCAUUCACUCAAAACACUCUUCACAAAAUGCAAGAAUUUUGCAUUGCAGACUUUUGAGGAUGUGUCUCAGCAUGAAGAAUUUCUUGAGCUUGACAAAGAUGAACUUAUUGAUUAUAUUUGUAGUGAUGAACUUGUUAUUGGUAAAGAGGAGAUGGUUUUUGAAGCCGUCAUGCGUUGGGUCUAUCGUGCUGUUGAUCUGAGAAGACCACUAUUACAUGAGCUCCUGACACAUGUGAGACUUCCUCUGUUGCAUCCCAACUACUUCGUUCAAACAGUUGAGGUGGACCAAUUGAUCCAGAAUUCUCCUGAGUGUUAUCAGUUGUUGCAUGAAGCAAGACGGUACCACAUACUUGGGAAUGAAAUGAUGUCCCCAAGGACUAGGCCACGAAGGUCAACUGGCUACUCUGAGGUGAUAGUUGUCGUUGGAGGCUGUGAACGAGUUGGAGGAUUUAAUCUUCCGUACACUGAGUGCUAUGAUCCUGUGACAGGAGAAUGGAAGUCUUUGGCCAAGCUUCCAGAAUUUACCAAAUCAGAGUAUGCGGUCUGUGCUCUAAGGAAUGACAUUCUUGUUUCAGGUGGAAGAAUCAACGGUCGUGAUGUCUGGAUUUAUAAUUCACAGUUAAAUAUUUGGAUCAGAGUUGCUUCUCUAAAUAAAGGCAGAUGGCGUCACAAAAUGGCUGUCCUCCUUGGUAAAGUAUAUGUUGUUGGAGGCUAUGAUGGGCAAAACAGACUUAGCAGCGUAGAAUGUUAUGAUUCCUUUUCAAAUCGAUGGACUGAAGUUGCUCCCCUUAAGGAAGCAGUGAGUUCUCCUGCUGUGACUAGCUGUGUAGGCAAAUUGUUUGUGAUUGGUGGAGGACCCGAUGAUAAUACUUGUUCUGAUAAGGUUCAAUCGUAUGAUCCAGAAACCAAUUCUUGGCUACUUCGUGCAGCUAUCCCAAUUGCCAAGAGAUGUAUAACAGCUGUAUCCUUAAACAACCUGAUAUAUGUUGCUGGUGGACUGACCAAGGCAAUAUACUGUUACGAUCCAGUUGAAGAUUACUGGAUGCAUGUACAAAAUACAUUCAGCCGGCAGGAAAACUGUGGUAUGUCUGUGUGUAAUGGCAAAAUAUAUAUCCUGGGUGGAAGACGGGAAAAUGGAGAAGCCACGGACACUAUUCUCUGUUAUGAUCCUGCGACAAGUAUCAUCACGGGAGUAGCUGCAAUGCCCAGGCCAGUGUCCUAUCAUGGCUGUGUGACUAUUCACAGAUACAAUGAGAAAUGCUUUAAGCUCUAAAGCCAGGAUAUUUCAUCCAAGAAGCCACACUGAUCCAAGAUGAGAGAUUUUAAAAACUCCAGAGUUGGAAUUUGGUGUAUCUCCUUUGUGCCAAAAGCACAAAACCUAAAAAUAAUCAUUGUGGUCCUUUCUCCCCAAAAUACCAAUUUUUCAAACUGUAAUAAAGCCUUUCCUGUAAUUGAAAAAGGGGGGGAGGGGUUUUGUUUUUGUUGUUGAAGGUAAUAGUGGUGUUGCUUGGACUUUGAGAAUGUACCUUUGUAAGUAUUUGUAAGAAACUUAUGUGGAAUAGGAAAUAAUGUCUGCAUACGUUUUAGGAAUUCGUGACUGGUCUCUCCAUUUUUGUGUAUUUAUCUGCAAGACUGUAUAUUCCUUAUUUUGUCAUACAUGUGAAAAAUUGCAUGACUAAGCUUCAUUUAAGUUGAAUCACAUAAUUCUUAAAAUGCAUUCUAAGGAGGAAAAAUCAGUUUUAAAAAUCAUUGUCACUAAAAAUAUAUCCAAACUGAUUAAUUUUACUGAAGAUUUUCUGUAGUUGAUAAAAAUACGGUGACAAUUUGAGUAUCCUAAAAUACUGAAUUCUCAUGACUUCAUUCUUACAAUUGCUGUCUUAUAUUAAACAUAUUUUUGGGAAGAGGUUGGGUAGGAGAUACAAAAGCAGAUGCCCCUAAAAUGGGGAUUAAAAUAACAGGUUAAUUCCUAAGAAAAAAUUAUUUAAGACCCAUUGAAGGGAAAAUGGCCCACUGUGACUCUCAUCUCUACAGCCUCUAAAGAAGCUCCUUUUCUUGAACCUGGCAAAGGAGUUGAAGUUCAUUUUGCAAUAUUAUCUUGUGAAAAACAGGGACCGAUUUUCUCCCUAGCCCAGUAGGGUUUGACCUCAUUAGUGUGGUGCUUUGGGUGAGGACUUCCUCCCUGGUUGUCCUACUUUCUUGUGAACGGCUAAAAAUCCUGAGAGUCUCUACUUUCAAGUUGCCUUUAAAGGAUAAACCAGGGACCACCUAGCUCAAUGGGUCUAUUUUUCUUUUAAAAUUAGCUAUCUGAAAAAACUAACAGCAGUAGUUGCAGUCUUCUAAGAUGAAUCUGUCAUUUGGUACACAUUGUGUAAAAUACUGGUCAACAUUCUCAAGCUUCUAUACAACAAAUUGCCCUUGUCUGGAUUUUACAACUCUGGUUUAUAAAGCUUGCUAGUUUUCAGAGAGGAAUGUAAAAUUUUUUCUAAGGUAAAUGGAGUGGCAGGAACUACAGCGUAAUUGAUUAUUGUUAUUCCUGGGUGGACAGAUAUAAUUUACAACAUUGUAGGGAUGUUCCAGGUAGCUGGUGUAUCUGGACUUCCCAAGUUCUAUUAUUAUCUGCAUUAUAAUUAUAUACUCCUUGUCAUAGGAGAGAUGAAGAAAAUAUGUGAUUAUAGUGUCACCAGAUUUCUGUUAAAACCAAGUAAUUGAAAACUUAACAUGUAUAAACUACUUUUUUUCUCUCAUCCUAAAGUGAUACUGAGAUUUCAAAUAAACUAUGGCAUCAACUUGAAUGCUUAGCUGAAAUCUGAAUUCUGAGGAAAAAUGUACACAUUUUUAGGGAAUUUUUACUUUCAAAUCAUAAUUUGAAAUGAUAUAUGUAUACCUUUUUGUGAUAAUUAUCAGAGCAAUUCAAAGAACAAUGUUCUGUCAUUUUAGUUGAAAGACAAUUGUAGGUAUAAUUAGGAUACUUAUUUUAAUUUUCAAGUAAACAUCUACUUGUGUAUUAUAUUUUUUGUAGAUAAUGGAACCUAUUUAGUUCAGAAAUGUUUUGCAGAAAAUGAGGUUAUGUAUGAGAAAAGUGUAAAUGCUGAGGAUUAUACAAAUAACACUUGUUAUUUCAUGUUUAUUUGUAAGAUUAUGUCCAUCCAUAAAUGCAGACACUUCACACACAAAAAAAACUUUCUGAAGAUAACUUGUAUUCUAGUACUUUUGUCUAUUGUAAAAAUAUUAACUAUUUACUUGUAUUGUUAUUCGUUUUUUUAAUAUCCAUAUCUUCAUUAUAGUAAAUCUGAUAGAACAGAAUUUGUUUAAAUAUAGACCUCAAAGUUUAAUUUUUUUCCUCUACGUAAUUUAAAACUACAUAAAUUAAAUAGGCCACCAACAACUUACCUUGAAUACUAGGAAAUUAAAGUAACUAUUUUUAAAGUUACCCGAAUGAUAGUUUAAUUUCCUUUAAUUAUUUAUCUUCCUUUACUGAUUUUGGAUAAAUAAUGGUGUUAGCACUGAUAAAAUAAAAAGAAAUUUUAGGGUAUAAUUAAAUCAAAAGAAAUUUACCAGUAUCAACCAAACUUGUGUCAGAUUUUAUUCAUACUGUCAUCACAUAGUUAACAGAUUUUCUUUUGAUAGGUAAUGUUCAUAUAAGCCUUUGGGUUAGUAUUUAUGUAUAUCCAUGUGUAUGUAUGUAGAUAAAUAGUAUGGUCAUGUACACAUAUACGCAUAUAAACACCAAGAAUUUCAUCACUUCGUAGUGAUCAGAAAAAAGCAUAUAAAAAUUAAUUGACCUUAUUAAAUUCAAUUCCAGAAAAAUUUUUAUUUGGGCAUUUCUAGAAUCCUUUUUUACAUUUGAAAGUACAUGAUGAGUAUUAAUAUGAUGACGUGUAUGCAGUCAGAAUCUAUAUAAUACAUAUGGUUUUACAAGGGCAGAAAACAAAUUGGAGGUGGAGAUGCGUUUGCUAAACCCACUCAAUGGCAAAGGGAAUUGAAGGGUAUGUUUUGUGAAUCAACCGAAAAGUACAGUUUGUUAUUUUCAUGAACUUAAUUCUUUUCCAUGUGUUCCUAUAUAAGUGAGUGAACUAUAAAGAGUGAUCUAAUUCUUACCACAGAAGAGCUCCCUUUUCUGCUCUAAUCUUCCCACUGACUACAGCACAGGUAUGAAAUGAUAGCCUAUUCGAUCUUCAGUAACCUUUUUAUUUUUCCUAGAUGACUGAAAUACAGGUAUUUACUCCAUUUAAACAAGGUGUUAAGGAAAAAUGAUGUAUAUACUCAGGGAGGGUAUUAACUUGUCAUUUUUGCCUGUUUGGGAUGUUUAAAGUGCCAUAACUAAGUAACCUUCAGUUCAUGAUUCUAGAGUAAAUUUAAUUUGGUAAAGGGGCUUCACACAUGGCAGUGGUUGAACAUUCAUUCUUUUAUAUUUAGAAAGACGAAAAUGUUUUGUGGACUGAUACAUUUUCUCUUAGUGAAUAUGAAUUGUUUAUGUAUCUUUACUGUCAAAUACUCUUUUUGAAACUCAGGAAAGACAAAGGUUCAAUUAUAUACUAUACUUUUGUCAAUAUACAAACCAGGUGUGUUUUUUUUCUUGUUGUCUGGAUAUGGCAAUAGAUUUUUUUAAAUUGCUGUGAGAACCCAUACAUGAAAAGCAAGGGGUUAAAUUGUUUAUGUGUGCCUGUUGUAUCUUGAGAUUUAUGUGUGGAAAAGACAUCUACUCCAGACUGUAUUUUCAAACAGGAGAGCUUGCUGUUUAUGUGGUGCCAAGUGAUAAGAUAAUAUCUCCUAAAGGCUUCCUAUAGACUGCCUUUAUUUUAGGAACUCAAGACAGCUGUUAACCUCAACAUAAUUUUGGCCGCCUUAGAAUUUAUCGUGCAUUAUAUCGAAAGCCAGGUUUGCAUCACCUCACCCCAUUUUUCUUUUUAGUUAAAUAAAGAAAUUCAUACCACAUAAUCAGAAUGGGGCAAUUUGGUUGACCUUCAAGGCAGUAGGUUUGACUUGCUAGCUAUACUUAUUGUCAUAUCUAAUGCUAGGCACCAGAAACCACUUGAGCCAGGAGUGUGAACUGAUAAUUCCAGAGACAUUUUCAACAUACACGUACUUCAAACAUUUUUUAAUGUUUUGUGUGAAUGUUUUACAUUUGUGUGAUUGCCUAGAUAUUAAAUUUACUUAGUGCUAGAGAUGAUCAUCAUAAAUAUUUUUUUUAAAAAAAAGCAAUAGUCAUAACUUAUUUUGUACUUUGUUCCAAAGAAAGGAAUUUUUUAAUGUUUUAAAAACAACUACAUCUGAAUUUGUGCCUAAAGUUCUCUAGUGCUAUUUCAACUUUUUUCCAAUCUAAAUAAAGCUUACCUUAAAUAAGUUUCAUAUUUGUUUCCUAUAGAGUAAAUAAACUUCUACAAAAAAAUUUUUGUCAUUCAGCCCUUCUUAAAUUUUGUAAUGAGCACCAACUGUGUGGUUGCUUGGCCAAGUAAGAAUGUUAAGAGAUUUUGGGGUGUUUGGAAUUUUAUUUUAUUUUUUGGUUGGGGUUUUUUGGGUUUUUUUUGUUUGUUUUUUUUUUUUGUUUUUGAUACCAAGGUGCUUUUUAAGAUAUUCAGAAGAACAUCUAUCUUACAUUGAUUAAGCCCUUGUAAACAUUUGCAAUAUCUACAUCUAAUGUCAAAAAAGUAUAUCCACUUAUUUUUGUCCUAUUAUGUACUAUUUCUUUUCUCUACAGACUUUGUUAUUUAACUUCUUGAAAAAGCUCUUACUCUUCCCUUUCCUAUCACCCCUCCCCAUGGUUUAUUUAAAACUUUGUUGAGAGUUUCUGGAGCUUUCUAAGACAACACAAUUAUAAAGUUGAACAAAAGUAUAAUAUGCUUUAUAACUUUUACAGACCUUUGGUGGCCAAAUGUCAUUUGUCUUCAAUCAGAGGCUCCAGAGUCUUCAGAGUGAAAAAAAAGGCUUUGUAUUUCUUUGUUCUCAAUUCAGUUGUAGCACAUUAAUACUUAUAUAUUUUGUUUAAUUAUACUUUGUUCAUAGUAUUUUUUAAAAGUUGUAUCUAAUAAAAUGUAUCUAAUAAAAAACCAUUA